Pteropus alecto (black flying fox) is the source of this 5091-nucleotide messenger RNA. It is a transcript of the gene AKT3, whose product is annotated as AKT serine/threonine kinase 3. The record is from RefSeq and is a predicted model, not a curated record. Bases 178 to 1617 code for a protein of 479 amino acids. Gene Ontology annotation, molecular function: ATP binding; protein serine/threonine kinase activity. Gene Ontology annotation, biological process: protein phosphorylation. Lineage: Eukaryota; Metazoa; Chordata; Mammalia; Chiroptera; Pteropodidae. The transcript has 14 exons.
UAAGAAAUUGCCCUGCGAAACUCAUUGCUAUAUGUGUGAGGACUUUGUUUAUUACACUAUAAGGCUGAGUCAUCACUAGAGAGUGGGAAGAGCAGCAGCAGCAGCAGAGAAUCCAAACCCCAAAGCUGGUAUCACAGAGUACCACAUCUCCAAGUUGGGGGCUGGAGGGGAGCCACCAUGAGCGAUGUUACCAUUGUGAAAGAAGGUUGGGUUCAGAAGAGGGGAGAAUAUAUAAAAAACUGGAGGCCAAGAUAUUUCCUUUUGAAGACAGAUGGCUCAUUCAUAGGAUAUAAAGAGAAACCUCAAGAUGUGGAUUUACCUUAUCCCCUCAACAACUUUUCAGUGGCAAAAUGCCAGUUAAUGAAAACAGAACGACCAAAGCCAAACACAUUUAUUAUCAGAUGUCUCCAGUGGACCACUGUUAUAGAGAGAACAUUUCAUGUAGAUACUCCAGAGGAAAGGGAAGAAUGGACAGAAGCUAUUCAGGCUGUAGCAGACAGACUUCAGAGGCAAGAAGAGGAGAGAAUGAACUGUAGUCCAACUUCACAGAUUGAUAACAUAGGGGAGGAAGAGAUGGAUGCUUCUACAACUCAUCAUAAAAGAAAGACUAUGAAUGAUUUUGACUAUUUGAAACUACUAGGUAAAGGCACUUUUGGGAAAGUUAUUUUGGUUCGAGAGAAGGCAAGUGGGAAAUAUUAUGCAAUGAAGAUUCUGAAGAAAGAAGUUAUUAUUGCAAAGGAUGAAGUGGCACAUACUCUAACUGAAAGCAGAGUAUUAAAGAACACUAGACAUCCCUUUUUAACAUCCUUGAAAUAUUCCUUCCAGACAAAAGACCGUUUGUGUUUUGUGAUGGAAUAUGUUAAUGGGGGAGAGCUGUUUUUCCAUUUGUCGCGAGAGCGGGUGUUCUCUGAGGACCGCACACGCUUCUACGGAGCAGAGAUUGUCUCUGCCUUGGACUAUCUGCAUUCCGGGAAGAUUGUGUACCGUGAUCUCAAGUUGGAGAAUUUGAUGCUGGAUAAAGAUGGCCACAUAAAAAUUACGGAUUUUGGACUUUGCAAAGAAGGGAUCACAGAUGCAGCCACCAUGAAGACGUUCUGUGGUACACCAGAAUAUCUGGCGCCAGAGGUGUUGGAAGAUAAUGACUAUGGCCGGGCAGUGGACUGGUGGGGCCUUGGCGUCGUCAUGUAUGAGAUGAUGUGUGGGAGAUUGCCUUUCUACAACCAGGAUCACGAGAAACUUUUUGAACUAAUACUAAUGGAAGACAUUAAAUUUCCUCGAACACUCUCUUCAGAUGCAAAAUCGUUGCUUUCAGGGCUCUUGAUAAAGGAUCCAAAUAAACGCCUUGGUGGAGGACCAGAUGAUGCAAAAGAAAUUAUGAGACACAGUUUCUUCUCUGGAGUAAACUGGCAAGAUGUAUAUGACAAAAAGCUUGUACCUCCUUUUAAGCCUCAAGUAACAUCCGAGACAGAUACCAGAUAUUUUGAUGAAGAAUUUACAGCUCAGACUAUUACAAUAACACCACCUGAAAAAUACGACGAGGACGGCAUGGACUGCGUGGACAGCGAGCGGCGGCCGCACUUCCCCCAGUUUUCCUACUCGGCCAGCGGACGCGAAUAGGUCUCUGUCAUUCUGCUGCUUCACUGUCAUCCUAGAUUCAUUACCGAAAAGGGUUCCUGGACAUCAGCAGUCCUCGCUCUUACAAACAGCAGGAGCGCCGUCAGCCACCCCAGACCCACCCAGGGUCUCCGCCCCUCGCCACCUCCCGCCCACACGGGACACACACACACGCAGAUGCACUCGACUUUCUGUUUUUGCAUGAAACUGUAUCUCGGUCUAGGGUCCCAUGCUGUUGCUGCUACUGUCUCACUGUUACAGCAGCUUUAGGAGGUAAUUUUCCAGCCUUUGGAGGUCGUGACCCCCGCUACUCAUUCGUGCGCAAAUCGUCAUCUUCUGAACUUUUAGUUCUCGUUUCUCCCUAACAGUGAAGGACAAAUGAGAUACACUGAUCCUAGGUACAUUUUUUAACUUUCUAGAAGAUAAAUCAAAAACUAAUUAGACUAAGAAGAUUUAGUUUAUAAUUCAGAACAAGCAAUUGUGGAAGGGUGGUGUGUGCAUAUGCAGAAUCUGAGUGACGCGAACCCAGACGGCGUCUGGAGCGGGUGUCCGCCGCUGGGAUCUGGCUGAGUCAUUAGGAAGCGUUUGAGCGGAGGACUGAACACCUGUUGAGAUAGAUACGUCUCAGUCCGUGUGUGUUUAAAUUCCUGUGGGAUACCGCAGAGGAAGCUGGUGUUACGGUUGGCUGUCCAGAUUUCGCGGGCAGUCACGGGCAGACGAAACUGUUCCACCGAGGAAGGAGGCGAGCGUAUGCACAGCAGAGUCAAGGUCACUUAGAGGGUCUUUGAUGGGAUUUGCACCAGAGAGCAUUUUUUUUCCCUGUGCUUGGAAACCUUUUUCCAUUAAUAUUUAUCGCCUCUGAUGGCUGAAGAAUGUAGACAGGUAUAAUGAUCCUGCUUUUCACCAAAAUUCGUGCACCAAGGUGAACAGGUGUUUGCCUUACUUGUUUGAACCUUUCAUUUCAGUUCUACGUGAGUUAGUUUCUUCUCAGAUGUUAAAACUUUGUCCUUUUAUGAUUUUGUUUAUAUUGCAGUAGUAUUUAUUUUUUAGUGAUGAGAAUUGUGUGUCAUGUUAGCAAAUGCAGCUCCAACCUACACAAAUAGACUCACUGCAGUUUAUUCUGACCCACGUGCAAGGAAUGUCCACGCCAAUGAGAAUCGUGCACUUUUUCUCCUAUGUCAAAAAAUUUCGAUGAGACUCUGAAAUUGUACAUAGUGGUUAGAAUUUGGCUUUGGGAGAAGAGAUGCUGUCAUCUAACCCCUUGGUGCUAAAAAUGAGAAAAUCCCCAACUCCCCAUGCCAAGGGGUUAAUGAAACACGGGUGUUGACGUUGGCUCGUUUAGGAAGUGAGAGGUCAUGACGGCCUGUCAACAUAACGGAACGAAGAAAAUUGAGACCCGAAUGACGAUAAGAAAUGAACUUUACUCGGCAAAACGAACACAUCUCGAGUAUCUACAAAGUAGGCAGUAAAGGAUAAGAACCUGGUAUGUUUAGUCUGAUCAUGGUACAUGAAUCACUGAAUUAAGCCAUCAGGGAAAACAAAACAAAACAAAACAAAAAAAGAACACCUCUGACUUUUCUUUUUCUGUAUAUACUCAUGUCCCCAGAUUCCAACAUUUCUCACUGACAGGGGACAUGUAUACAAACCUCAUCUUUCUCCUUCAUUAAUGACGAUCUUCAGAUUAAACCCUUUGGUGCUAGGAGCUGACAUUUUCCAAAGCAGCCUAUGAAGUCCAGGGGCUGGGGGCUCUCCCGCGGCAAGCGGGAGGCCGUCCGGCUCCAUGGAGUGAUCAUGGAAAUGUAUCUUAGUUAAACUAUCUGACAGCUCCCAAAUGGAAGACUGCAGUGUGAUGUAGUAUUAUGAUUGCAUUGUAUGAAAGAGCAAGUGACUUUCUAGGCAGGAUGAAUCAUGUUCAUAUACAGAUGUCUUAGCCUCUUGAUGCUGGAAGUAUGGAUUAUAGAUAUCAGACCACUGCUGGCGGUGGGUGGACCACUGGGACUGACGGGGUCAAAGGGCAUUUUACUAAGGCAGCUAAGACACAUUCAGACAUAGAUUUUAGCCUAAUUUUUCAUAUUUCUACCUGAGUGAAGUUCAUCCUUAGCAUCGAGUAGGAAGUUACAGUGAAUGGUAGUUCAUUCUUUCUUACACAUAUCGCUCAACUUUUGUUGUUCACUGGGAAUUAUGUUGACUGUUCCACAUUCGCGAGGAAGUAGACUAGAAGGUAUGUCCUGUAAGUUGUCUUGCAUUCAUUUGACACAAAGGAAACGGGAGAGAGGAAGAGGAGAAGGCCGAGGCCGGCUGCCGAUCACAGCCUUCGUUCCUGCAGAGAGGAAGUGUGACACCACACACUAAGCACACCGAUAGCUUUUUUUGUUUUUCCAAAUCUUAAGGUGAUUUCCAUGACCUUGGCCAAGAACACGUCCUAAAGAUUAAUGACAGAGUCGACCGAGCCCCGGGCUGCCCGCGCCUCACAGCUGGCUCUCGGUCCCCACCAGAGCUCAGGGCUCGGUCACUUACCCCUCCAGGAUUCCCCGAGUGUCACGCAGCGUGUUUUCUUGGCUUCGAUGUUGAGAAACCCUUCCUUUCACUCCCAGAUCCCCAUCAGCUGGCACGGAGGAACGACAGGGAAGCAGGGAUGUAUGUAGGAGGCUUCUAGAACGUCGCCGUGUCUGCCCAUAGCUGUAGUUUUGGAUGCUGGCAGACGGAAAGGCGCAGACCUGGAGUCGCUCUAUCAGAACACACUUCAGACACCGCGGACCCCAUCUCGAACUCACGGUCGUGAAGUUCGCCCUCCCGUCAUCGUGGAGGAGACUGGCACCUUCUGCUCGGAGGUUCGGCACGGUCGCUCACAGCUUUGCUUUCUACACUAAUUCCAUAGCGUUACUCCAGUAUCGUUUUCCAUUUCCCACACCUGAUUUCUGGCUUCUUAAAGCUGACUGUUCUCGCAGGGGCCACUUGCUUCUCCUCGAGUGCGAAAGUGAGGGCCUUCCGUACUAACUGCAGGGUCUGUUACACCUCAGCGUACACACUUUGCUGCUACCGUUUGUACUGUCUUCAGUAGAAUUUCCUUAUCUUGCUCCUGGUAGUGCAUUACAGGCAAGCAUGAAAUGUAAAGUAUUUAUUUAAAUAAAAAGAAAACCUCUAAAUUGGUAAUUGAAUUACCUCCCUGUAGCUUUAUAGUUUGUGACAUUUCUCGACCUUGCUAGUUCGUUAAUUAGAUCCGCACAAGAUCUAGUCAUCUGGUUAAGGAUUUUAAGCAGACGCAACUAUGAACCCAAGAAACUGUAUUACUAUUACUGUCGGUCAUACUAAAACUGUUUAUUUCCUUAAGUAUAUGACCCACAAGGAUGUGAAAUAACUACAAGGAACUGUUUUUGUACACUGUACAUCCUUAGUAUUUUUACACGUAUAUGAUAGGGGUGCACAUUACCUUCCUUCGUACAGACAGCUUAAAUAAAGCACUAUGUCAAUCUGCUA